AUGGAGCGGUUUCUGUACUCGCUACUCACUAAUGCAACAGCAUCCUCGAACCUCGUCGCCAUCACACAAGCUCACACUCUGGCAGUUCUCUGCUGCUUACAACCGGCCACUUCCAGGGCUCAUAGUCAUUCUCACGUCUACGUCCAGACCGCGGCGUUGAACAUGUACGCGGCUGGAGGCGUUUUGUCUGAUGCGCUGCGGUCUCUGUUUGAUGAGAUGCCGGAGAAGAAUGUUGUGAUGUGGACUGGGAUGAUCGAUGGGUUGGUUCAUUGUUAUGCGGAGAAAAGAGGGCUGAUUGCGUUUGACAUAAGGCUUGCUAAGUCGAUCAAAGAUACUUAUGCGAAAUACAUGCUGACUAGGUUGGGCAGAUUAGAGGAAGCAGAAAUUUUGGCGCUGGAGAUACCUACAGAGAUUGCUAACGUCAUGAUCUGGAGAACUCUUCUCGGAGAUUGUAGCUUUCAUGAUAACAUUGAGAUGUCCGAAAGGGUAACAAGGAAGAUAUUGGAGAUGGAGAGAGGAUGUGGAGCUGAAAGGUUCAGAAAUUUGAUGCACCAGAGAUAUGCACUAAAACUUCCAGGCCAGAGUUCGGUAUGA
Messenger RNA from Linum trigynum, 594 nucleotides. Lineage: Eukaryota; Viridiplantae; Streptophyta; Magnoliopsida; Malpighiales; Linaceae. The record is from the annotation of a GenBank genome assembly.